Messenger RNA from Stomoxys calcitrans (stable fly), 2400 nucleotides. Its product is annotated as facilitated trehalose transporter Tret1-2 homolog. Bases 65 to 1558 code for a protein of 497 amino acids. NCBI's taxonomy places the organism in Eukaryota, Metazoa, Arthropoda, Insecta, Diptera, Muscidae. Gene Ontology annotation, cellular component: membrane. Gene Ontology annotation, molecular function: sugar transmembrane transporter activity. The transcript is spliced from 7 exons. The record is from RefSeq and is a predicted model, not a curated record. Gene Ontology annotation, biological process: carbohydrate transport; transmembrane transport.
AAUCAAUUGUUUUAUGUGAAAAAUCUGAAGAAUCAUCUGACAGCUAAAAAUAUUUUGUUUGAAAAUGGUUGCCAUUGGAGAUCCCGAAAAGAAGACUGUCAGUCAGACUGAAGACAAUGACUUGGGCGCACGAAAUCCCAUGCUCUAUGACCCGCUGCAGGAUGGCGUUGUGAGGACUACGAAGAAAAUGCAAUAUUUUGCAGCCAUGGUGGUAUGUUUGGGAGCUGUAUCUGCUGGUACAGCCUUGGCGUGGACAUCACCAGUACUGCCACAGAUAAGUGAGGAUCCCACCGUUAAUACAACAGCUAGUAAUUCAACAGAUGGAUCAACGCGAUUACAAUUGACAUUAAAUCAGCAGACUUGGGUCAGUUCUCUCUUAGCUAUCGGAGCUUUUCUGGGUGCCUUGCCAACGGGAUACAUUGCUGAUCUCAUUGGACGCCGUUACACUGCCAUGGUUAUGGAUGUGCCUUUUAUACUGGCAUGGACGGCGACAAUUUUUGCCAACUCUGCUGGAGUUCUAUACUUUGCACGUUUCACAAUUGGAUUGGCCACUGGCAGUUUCUGUGUUGUUGCUCCCAUGUACAUUUCUGAAAUUGCUGAAAGCAGUAUUAGAGGCACUUUGGGCACACUUUUCCAACUGACUUUGUCAGUGGGCAUAUUACUGGUGUAUAUAAUUGGUUCAAUGGUAACAUGGACCACACUGAGCAUAUUAUGUUUGACUGUUCCCGUAGCGCUGUUUGUGGGAAUGAUAUUUUUGCCCGAGACACCCACAUAUUUGCUUAAGAAGGGCCGACGAGGUGAUGCUGCUCUUUCCCUAAAAUGGUUAUGGGGCCGACACUGUGACUCUCGCAGUGCCAUACAACAGAUACAAAGUGAAUUGGAUCAGGCAGGUGGAAAUGCCUCUUUCGCUGAUGUCUUUCUUAUACGUUCGGCUCGCAAUGGUUUAAUUAUUUCCAUGCUACUCAUGUUCUUCCAACAGUUUUCCGGAGUCAAUGCUGUUAUUUUCUAUACGGUACCCAUAUUCAAGUCGGCAGGCAGCACCUUGGAUCCCUCCGUAUGUUCCAUCAUUGUGGGUUUGGUACAAGUCAUUAUGACUUUCACCUCUUCUCUACUGAUUGAGAAGGCUGGUCGUAAGUCUUUGCUGAUAUUUAGCUCCACCAUUAUGACCAUUUGUUUAGCCAUAUUGGGUGCUUAUUUUGAUAUGAAAGAUGAGGGUAAGGAUGUUUCGGCCAUCGGUUGGCUACCCUUGUUAUGUGUGGUCUUGUAUAUGAUAACCUUCUCGGUGGGUUAUGGUCCCAUACCGUGGCUUAUGAUGGGCGAAUUGUUUUUGCCUGAUGUUAAGGCCACAGCUGUGGCCUUGACGGUUAUGUCCAAUUGGUUCUGUGUAUUUUUGGUUACCAAAACUUUUGGAGCUAUGGUUACUUCCUGGGGUUCCGAUAUGACAUUUUGGUUCUUUGCGGUAUGUAUGUUUGUGGCAACGCUAUAUGUGGCCUUUAUGGUAUUGGAGACAAAGGGUAAGAGUGUAGCUCAGAUACAAACAUGGUUGGAGGAUAAGUAGGGUGUGGGAAGGUGAUGAAAAGUGAUGUUGUAGAAGACAUUAUUUUAUGUUAUUAAUUUUUAGAGAAUUUUAUAUGUAAUAAUUUUAGCAUGUAAAUAACGGAACUAUACCAAAGGAGAUUUUAGUAAUUUAUCUAUAUGUACCUUUGUCACAAAAAUAUGGGGCAUUCCAUGGAAAUAUUCAAAUUUGUAUGUACCCCAUAUAAAUUUUAUAUACAAAAAAUUGGAAAAUAUUUUUUUUAAAUCUACUGCUUCCGAAACAGUAAAGUUGUCAACUUAACUUUCUUCUAGAUCAUGGAAUACCCCAUACGUAUAUGUAUGUAUUUGUAGAGCCCCCAAUCUAUUCCUUUAUGGUAGCAUUAGUGCACUAAGCCCACUAGGAACAUUUUUCGAUUUAGCUGAAGGUGGUAAUUUCUCAGGGAUAUUCUCCUUCUCCUUUAUAGAAUUUCUUUCCUCUUCACAAGUAUGCCCCAAGACUAUUAACAUAAAUCUGCCUAUACAUAUGUUUUUUUUAUAGUUUUUCGCAAAUUUUUCUAGUGGGUUCCCUAACUUACAGCCUUUUUCUCAAAACUUAAUGUAGAUUUGAAAUAGGUUUAUUUGACAGUUGUAUAAAGGGAGUCUGUCAAAAAAAACUACAUUAAGUUUUGUGAAUAAAGCCGUAAGUGUUUAGACUGUAAUAUAUUACUGUAGUUUGUAUGUACGACAUUAGUACAUAGUUAUUCUCAUGAUGACAUUUUUUUUUUAAUUUUGUGGUCUAAGUUAUUUUUGUAAUGCUUUACAAUUACUUUAAGUUAAGAUUUUGAAAUGUGCCAAUGUAUAUUCAUGAUUUAUUUUCGCUUAUAU